Messenger RNA from Malaclemys terrapin pileata, 678 nucleotides. RefSeq names its product golgi associated RAB2 interactor 5A (gene GARIN5A). Gene Ontology annotation, cellular component: nucleus. Lineage: Eukaryota; Metazoa; Chordata; Testudines; Emydidae. The annotation marks the transcript as partial. The record is from RefSeq and is a predicted model, not a curated record. The transcript is spliced from 3 exons.
UCCAGGCUGCCGUAACUGGGACCCCCCCUGCCCUCCCGAUGCCCGGGCCACAGCAUGGGUCAGCUGCAGCGCUGCCUGGCGCGCGGGGAGUAUGGCCAGCUGCAGGAGUGCCCGCUCUUCGAGAGCGACUUCCUCCAGGUGACCAAGAGCGGAGACGUGGCCAGCCGGGUGACCCUGGGCAUCGCUGCCACCAGCCCCCGCCUGGAGCUGCCCGACCUCCUGCUGCUGGCGCGGCCCGUCCUGGUGCCCGCGGGGGGGCCCUGCUGCUGCCGCUGCGCCCGGGGGCUGCCCCCGCCGGAGGAGGAGCUUGAGCUCUUUGGGCUGCUGCCCCUGCGCUUCGUGCGGCUCUCCAUCCAAGACGAACUCCGGCAUCGGCUCAAGGUGCGUCUGGCCUCAGGCCGGACCUUCUACCUGCAGCUCCUGGCGCCGCCCGCCCAGCUGGAGCGAGUCUUCGGGCAGUGGGUACGACUGCUGUACCGCCUGCGCUACCAGCGGCCUGGGGCCUGGCACAGCGUGAGUCUGGGGGGCACGGGGCCCAGGCCUGCCUUAGUCUCCCCUUCCCUCCUCAACCACCAAUUCACACGCCCUUCCCAGAGCCAGGGAGAGAACCCAGGCGUCCGGGCUCCCAGCCCCCGCUGCUCUAACCGCCAGACCCCGCUCCCCUCCCAGAGCCAGGGA